CUUCCCCCCGGCCUCUCCCGAGUCCCGACUCGUCCUAUCGCCGUCGUGUCGAUCUUCCUCACGGAUUUUCCGCCCAUCUCUCCUCUCUCCUCCCCUUUCUCUCUCUAUCAUCAGAUCCACACACACAUACAUACAUAUAUAUAUAUAUAUAUACACACACACACACACAUUACCUUCUUCCUCUCACUUUUACUCUCUAGCCAUCCCUCUCGCUCUCUGCUGCCACUUCUACUUUGGUCGGUUCUCGUUGUUUGCAUGUGAGCUUCAUCAAUGGCGUUGGCAGUAUCGGUUCAUCGGCAACCGCAACAGAGCUCUCGGGUGAGGCCCUGCACAUACGACACGGGGAUGAGCAUGGAGAAGAAGAGCUCGUGCCAAUCUUCUUCUACCCCACCAACUGCCGAGUCAAAAAGCAGCUCUGCACCUGCCACCACCACCACCAUUACCAGGCCUUCUUGGCUUCUGUCGACCAUUGCCGAUUUGGAUGAGAGGAUGAAGGCAAUAGAGGCUAUCAAUUCUGAAGAAGACAGCCCCGAGGACACGUUCGCUCAGCGAGCUGAAUCAUACUACAGGAAGCGGCCUCAGCUUCUAUCCCUUCUUCAGGACCUUUACAAUGCCUACCUCUCCCUCUCCGACCGCUAUCUCCGAGGCCUAGUAAAGCGAAAAAGAAACCGGGUGAAGCAAUCUCCUUCUCAGCUGUCCUUCGGAGGUCUUUCCGACCAAGAUGAUGGUGAAAUUGAUUCCGAGGCUGAGAGCACCCUCUCUUACCAGAAGCCGCCAUCAACUCCGGGCUCCAUCAAGAUGAGUGUGGAUAUGCUGAUUGCCGAGCUUGUGAUGAAGAAUGUCGAGCACGAUCUGCUGCUCCAUGAGGUGAACAUGAUGGAGUGCCGAAGGGGGGAAUCGUCUCGGAAGAUGGAGCUCCAGGAGAACCUGCUCGAGGUCCUGGAAUCGGAGAGGAUGAUACUACUGAGUCAGAACUCAGCCUUGGGAUACCAAGUGGCGGCGCUUGUGGAGGAGAACCGGGUGCUAGCGACUGAGUCAGAGCUGAUGAAGACUAGGGCUGAAGAGCUUGCGAGGUGUGUGUGGAAGAUAAGGGAGGAGGGGUGUGUGGGUGAGCUCAGCAGUAAGAUUGAUGAACUUCAGGGUCGUAUCUUCGGUUUGGAGGAGAAGAACAAGGAGUAUUUUGACGAGAUUGUUAGGAAAGGGAUGCAGUUCGAAUGGGAUACGAGACACAGAGAGAGAAGCCCUCUUGGGUGUUUUGAGUUCGAAAAGUGGAAGCUGAAGAGGGAGAGGGCUGCAAUAAGAAAGUCCAUCGAGUACAAGAAGGCUGGUGCUGGGAAGAAGAAAAAGGUGGUGAAAUGGUGGGCAAAGGUCAAGAAUAUGGACAUCUUCAAGUGUGGUAUUAGCCCAACUUGUGGUCAGUAACGCGCUAUGAGAUUAACCACUACAGUAAUGAACGUGAUACUAGAAGUGAUACUGAGAUAGCGAAGUCACGAAGCAAUAUAUAUAGCUCAUGAUUGUAUUUGUAUCUACGGUAAUUAAAGCUAAAGGUAAAACUAUAGGAAAGACAGUAGUAGUAGUGAUAGAACCAUUUCCACUCAAUGACGAAAUGGCUUUGUGUUAGUAUCUACCAUAUUACUAUUCCAUUACGAAAACGGGUCAUGUUAGUGUUCUACUAUAGAUACUAAACGUACACUCUGUGAACUUACCGUCAUCUCAUCGGCAGGAUGAUCUCUAUAUAGUAAGCAUCCAGUUGCUA
Molecule: messenger RNA, 1756 nt
Organism: Punica granatum (pomegranate)
Lineage: Eukaryota; Viridiplantae; Streptophyta; Magnoliopsida; Myrtales; Lythraceae
Source: RefSeq, a predicted model, not a curated record